This is a messenger RNA of Rhipicephalus sanguineus (brown dog tick), 1699 nucleotides long. Its product is annotated as zonadhesin-like. Lineage: Eukaryota; Metazoa; Arthropoda; Arachnida; Ixodida; Ixodidae. The record is from RefSeq and is a predicted model, not a curated record. Bases 65 to 1411 code for a protein of 448 amino acids. The transcript is spliced from 3 exons.
UUGUUUGAGUGGUAAGAGCGCACAGAGAGCUCCAAAUUUUCCAGGUUGCACUGCGAGAAGGAGAAUGCAGUGUGUAACAAUUUUACUGGCCACCAUAUUCUUUGAACUUGUAUGCACAAUAUCUGGGUCCUCGCCGUGCGGCUGCCUUGAAGAGCCAGCGACCGGCAAUAAACGGAGAGAUAAAUAUUGCAGACCUCACUUGGUGCCCAAGUUGGAGCGACAAAAACGCCGUGACUGCAUCUGCAGACCAGGAUUUGUCCGGAAUUCCUGGGGUGACUGCAUAACCAAGAAGGAAUGCAUGCACUGCAAGUGCCAUCCCAACAAGGACUUCAACGUGUGCGCUCGGGCAUGCCCAGUGAUCUGCAAUGAGCCGAUACGCACAUCAUGCUCUAAAGAGUGCGUGUUCGGGUGCGACUGUCCUCCUGGUUUCGUACGGGACCGCAAGAAAAAGAACCGCUGUGUCAAGGCAACGAAGUGCGCCCUCAAAUGCCCAGCACAUUCUAAGUUCCAGUUCUGUGUGUCUACCUGUGCACCUAAGUGCGGUAGACGCACGAGCGGGACUUGCGCCACACGUUGCCAAAGAGGCGGCUGCGUCUGCGAUCAAGGUUACGCCGAGGUUGAGCACAACGGCAAUACUAUCUGCGUGCCACGGGGAGAGUGUUACCGAUACACUGUAGGGGCGACAUCGCUUCAUCCUGGCGGUCACGGGCUUGUAGGCGGUAGAAUAACUUCUGCAGGAAUGACAGGUGGCAUUACUGCACGUACAGUGGGUACAGUUUCAUCUGGAUCAGGAAUAAUUCGACCGGGAACUGGAUCUGGCAUGACUGUAUCUAUGUCACCUGGCUUUGGCGGUACUUCAGGAGGUGCACUCUUACCUGGAGGAGUACAACGUCCAUCAGGCGCAAUAAAGAUUAACGAUGCAUCUUCCGGCGGCACUUAUCGAAUUGGCUCUCUUAGUGGAGGUAUCGACGGCGUAACAGGUGGCACCACUGGCCCUUACCCAACGCAGCCAGGAGCAAAUACUCUCAGUACACUAUCGUAUGGUACUGAUGGAAAUGGUGUCACCGAGACCCUACCAGGUGCAGGAGCAGGUGGUGCUGUCGGUGGCGGUAUUGUGGAAGGCGGCGCUAAUUUAAACGCUCGCGCUAAUGCUUUGACUAGUGCAUCUGCGGUUAGUUCAAACGUGGAUAGACGCCGAACAUCAGGCAACAUUGGAGCACCCAUAGCUGGCGCAGUUUUAGGAGGCUUAGCGGUAGCUGGAGUGAGUGCAAUAGCCGGAGGACUGACAGGCAUGGGGGACGCUGGUCACCGCGUAGGCAGACCUUGUGUAGGCACACGCUGCGGGGCCUCUGCGAUACCAAGUGGCGGCCGAGGGGGAUGUGUCCGCUGUAACAUGCGCAAUUGGGGAUAAAGGUGUUUCAUGCAAUAACAUAAAAUUCUUUUUAUAGACAGUCAUGUGGAAGAAAGAAUCUCGCCGAAAUGGUUGUCGAAAGAACGUAUCCUAUGAGCAUUUCCGUAAUAUAUCUUUUAUUGCAAAUGUACAGAAUGUUUAAUCGCUAUUAAGAAUGGACAAACUGUUGCCUAGCUAUUGAUUGUUUAUAUGGCGCCCUAGAAGCUAGUAUUCUUAUUCCUUGCAUUCUUCUUAGUUUUCUAUUCAAGACUAAUUUGAAUCUUGCUAAAUAAACACACCGAAGUAGGA